CUAGUGGCCAAGUUCUGGUCUAUAAAAUGAAGCCUCAGUUGCCCUCUUAAGAUAUCACAACUCAACCCGUAAAAAGUUCUGUACCUUUUCUAACUUAAUCGCUAGCCCUCCUCCCUCCAUGGAUCACCUUUCUUUGUUCAAUACUUGUUUUCUUAUUUUCAUUUCUCCUAUAUUCAUGGCGCAAUAUAGCUCUUCUUCUGUAAGUAUACGAUGCAGCCAAACCCCAUACCCUCAAGUCUGCAACCAUUUCAUCAACGCCAACCUCUUAUCAACCCUAGAUGAUCAUGAACAAAGGUUUACAUUUCGUGAUUUGACACUUAAAGUCACCAUGGACCAAGCCAUUGGAGCCCAUCAACUCGUCUCAUCCUUGAACUUGAACUCAUUGAAAGAUGAGAGAGCCAAGUUGGCUUGGAAUGAUUGUUUGGAGCUCCAUGAGGACACCGUCGACAAGAUCAAUCGUUCGAUUCGCUCCAGCAACGCCCUAGACGCCAAUACAUGGUUAAGUGCAUCGAUUGCUAAUCAGCAAACUUGCCAAAAUGGUUUCACCAAUCUCAAAAUUCCUAAUUCUUAUUUACAAUCAUUUCCAAAUUAUGUCACGCUAACAACCAACCUGUCCAAGCUGCUUAGCAAUUCACUGUCACUACACAAGGCCUCAACUUCACCGUCGGCUUUGCAUUUCAGCAAACAGGUUCGUGGGAAACGACGCUUAUUGCUCUCGGAAUCAGAUGAUGGGUUCCCGGAAUGGGUUUCGUUUGCUGAUCGAAAGCUUCUGCGAUCGACUGGGGGUGGGCCAAAAGCUGAUAUGGUAGUAGCCCAAGAUGGGUCUGGAAACUACGAGACAAUUUCCGAGGCUGUGGGUGCUGCGCAGAACCUACGAAGUGGGUCCACUGAAAGAUUUGUUAUACACGUGAAAGCUGGGGUUUACAAAGAGAACGUUGAGAUUAAGAAGACAUUGAAGAACAUCAUGUUCAUUGGUGAUGGGAUUGAUGCAACCAUUGUUACCGGGAACAGAAAUAGCCAAGAUGGUUCAACCACAUAUAGCUCUGCCACUUUUGGGGUUACGGGGGAAGGCUUCAUUGCUCAGGGCAUGACAUUUGAGAACACAGCAGGGCCGCAGAAACACCAAGCCGUGGCACUGCGCUCCGGCGCGGAUCACUCAGUGUUCUACCGUUGCAGCUUCAAAGGCUACCAAGACACUUUAUACGUAUAUUCCCAACGCCAAUUCUACCGUGAGUGCGACGUAUACGGCACCAUAGACUUCAUCUGCGGCGACGCCACGGCCGUGCUCCAAAACUGCAACGUGUACGUGAGAAAACCAAUGAGCAACCAAGUAAACACCGUCACAGCACAGUCGAGGACCGACGCCAAUGAGAACACAGGCAUUGUUAUCCAUAGCUCGCGUGUGACAGCUGCUCCGGACUUGAGAGCUGUGCAAGGCUCGUUUAGGACCUAUUUGGGCAGGCCAUGGAAAAAGUACUCGAGGACGGUGAUCAUGAAGAGCGAUCUAGAUGGGUUGAUUGACCCGGCUGGUUGGUUCCCAUGGAGCGGAAGCUUUGCCCUCUCUACACUUUAUUAUGGUGAGUACAUGAACUCUGGGGCUGGUGGUGCCACUGGAGGGAGGGUCAAGUGGCCAGGCUAUCGUGUCAUAACGAGUGCGGUGGAGGCCGGGAAGUUUACAGUUGGGAACAUAUUGGCCGGAGAAUCGUGGAUUCCAGCCACCGGAGUGCCAUUUUCAGCUGGUCUGUGAUAAUUGUGAUGUGGUUGGAUACGUAUACAUCAUGCAUGCAUGUGGUGAGAGGUUGUUUGACUUUUAAAAGUAGAGGAGGGAGAGGGGGGGCUUGUCACUUUGUGUAGGUGGGAUAAGGACUUAAAGUUGUAUAUUUGUAACAUAGCAUGUGUUAGCUACCUUUUGGAAGAUAAUAUCUACGGAGAUGCUUGUUUUCUUGACUUCUUUUCCCCUUUUUCCUUAUCCCUCCAAUCCAAUGAAUGCCACAGACGUAGGGCAAAUGAAUCAUUGGACGCACAAGUAGUUGCAAAUAUUAUUUGAUGCCUUAUGAAAAAAAGGAAUAGUUUUUAGAUGCAUUAUCUAAGAGAAGAGCUGUGAGUAACGUAGCAGCAUAUGCAAAGACCACCACACAUGGAUCAAUUUGAUGCGUCACAGGUGGGAGUACAAGUAGUACUUGUAGUAGCCAGCCACUACUGGAGUGCGACAUGUCCCAAGAACGAAGCUAUAAUGAAGAAAACAAAUCUCUCUCUCUGUUUCUCUGUGCAUUAAGAUGAAAAGAUGGAGGUGAAAUCAAAAUCCAUUGAUAAUAUUAGUUGUGGAGAUAAUACAGUGAUUAGCCUGAUUCUAUACAAACAGAGGGCCUCUAAUUUGGAGGCCCCUUUCCCUUCAGAGGGAAAAAAAAAAUUUCUUAUAACAGAAAUAGCACUAUUUUGUUAUCUCCAACUAAUAAUACAAUGACAUGUAAAAAAAUUAACUUACA
Molecule: messenger RNA, 2486 nt
Organism: Prunus persica (peach)
Lineage: Eukaryota; Viridiplantae; Streptophyta; Magnoliopsida; Rosales; Rosaceae
Product: pectinesterase
Exons: 2
Coding region: 119-1747 (542 amino acids)
Biological process (GO): cell wall modification
Molecular function (GO): pectinesterase inhibitor activity; pectinesterase activity
Source: RefSeq, a predicted model, not a curated record